Molecule: messenger RNA, 2353 nt
Organism: Gymnogyps californianus (California condor)
Lineage: Eukaryota; Metazoa; Chordata; Aves; Accipitriformes; Cathartidae
Gene: TMEM128
Product: transmembrane protein 128
Exons: 5
Coding region: 1-525 (174 amino acids)
Source: RefSeq, a predicted model, not a curated record
AUGGAGGCCGGCGUCAGCAGCGGAGACCCGCUCCCGAGGCUCAGGCGGCCUUUGCGGCGAGGGGCAGAGCCCCGCGACCCGCUGCUGCCGCAGCCGCCUUUCGGGGGCGGCGGGACGGCCGAAGACUCUACAGCUGUAGAGAAGAAGAGGAAGCCUCUUACCAGGCUGAAUAUUCAUUCUGCAUUCUGGAUUUUGGCAUCGAUUGCUGUGACAUACUACUUUGAUUUUUUUAAAACUGUUAAAGAAACUAUUCAAGCAGAUAGUUGGUGGUUUGCCUCUGGCAGUUGUUUAUUGGCUGCAUGUUUAUCUGUUGCCUUUUACUGCAUACUAUAUCUUGAGUGGUAUUGUGGAAUUGAGGACUACGAUGCACAGUAUCCAGCACUGAUACCUAUCACAACAGCUACCUUUAUUGCAGCAGCAAUUUGUUUCAACGUUGCCUUGUGGCCUGUCUGGUCGUUUAUGACGCCUUUGUUGCUCUUCAUUCAGUUUAUGGGUGUUGUGAUGCUUGUGUCACUCCUGGGAUAAGUCCUUCAGCUUCAUGUGAAGGACUCAAGUAACUGUUGUCCUGCAAAGUGGAUAUCACUUUUGUUAACAUUCCAGUACUUUUAUUGUUUCUAAUACUGCUUGUUUGCUCUAACUGAUACUGUAAUUCUUAGACUACCUGAUUUAUAAAUCAAAUGGCCAUAACCAUAGGUCAGCCAGUGGCUGGGAAAAAGCAACUGAUUAGUGAAUAAUUGAAAGAUAGAUAGGUUUUACCUCUCUUAGUAACAAAAGCAUUUCAUCACUGCUUUGUAAAGCUUUUAUUCAUAUUUCAAUAUUAAGCAGAUGGGUAAUAAGCCAGUUAUAUAGUCCUAAAUCCUAUUUGGGGACUCCAGAGGUCACUUGGUCCAACUUCCUGCUCAAAGCAGGUUGUUUGGUUUGAAAGUAAUUGAUAUUUAAUUCAAGUGGUGUGGGUUUUUAAUACUAUAUUCUUUCCAUUUGAAUUGACAACUAAAAUAUUGUUAUCUGGAGUCUGUGUGUGUGCUUGAAAACAUACUCAUAGAUGACACAGGAGAGAUUUCUUGAUCUAUUAAAUUUCCAAUGUUAUGUGUGUUAUCAUGUAGGAAAUAUUUUAUUACCUAAUCUCUUGACUUCAGAUCUGCUAGUGUUUGAAAAAAGAUACGGAUUGGGGUAAGGGCCUAGAAAGCUGGUUGAUGUUUACGUCAUUGUUAAUUUGGCAGUGCCAUCAGUGAAAUAAAUAGAUUCUACUUGUGCUGAUACAGUUUGUCCACAGCCAGAGAUGGAUGAUCAAGCUGUCAACAACGAGCAAUAUAAUGAACAAUAUUAACACUACACAAGAAAUUAAGAGCACAAAGUAAAUUCUUUUGAUGUAUGCACUAUUUUUCAGUAUUCAGGAUGUUUUUCUUCUGUAAAUUAACUUCAUUCUUAGCAGUGCCUGUUAAUGAAGUUGCCAUUUUUCUUCCUCAGCAAUAAAGAGGCUGGUAUUAACUUAAAUGGUAUUAGUCAUAUGCAGUUGGGAAAAUAAAAUAACAUUGUCUGUCUGUUCACCUUGGCUAAGCUACUGAAGUAUCUGGAAACCUGGACACCAUCUAGUUGCUACACCAUUUUAUAUAGAUCUUUGUGUCAAAUACUUUCACAUCCGCACCUUUUGGAAGAUAGGAGAAUGUAGAAGCUGGGUAUCAAAACUUGUUAAAAUUUACUCCUUGUGACCGUUGCUUGAAGUCUGGACUGUUAGAGGAGACUGUGUUCUUCAUUCUGACUUUCAAAUUCACAUCAUUGCUGAAUACACAAGACAUGAAAUGUUUAGUAAUAAAAAAGAUAGGCAUUGUCUUAAGCUGCUACUGUUUCAUUGAGGAAAAAAGUUGCCAUGGCUACGCAAUACAAAGGAUCAGUCAAACCAAAAUAAAAUACAUUUAGCACUACUGUUAAGUAGCUUGUAGAGUAAGUUAACAGCUUGAUUUGUUGAAAUGUAAUACUUAAGUUUUCCAAAACCAGUUGUACUUCACAUCUUUAAAGGGCAAGUUGCUUAUCUUUAGGUCUUCAUCUUUUAACAAAUUUUAACAAUUUUACUUCUGCAUACACAGGUACAUUUAGGUAACUUUGUUUAUUAUGGUAUUUAAAAUGCAGUGUUGCUCAGGGAUGGUAAUUAUAACUGUAUUUUAUUUGUCAGCUAUAUAAAUGCUCUAGGUGUUUUAAGUUGCCUUGUACUCUUGAAUUAAAAUUACUAUUUGCUACAUGGUUUUUCAGAUUUAUUCUUCUGGACAUCUUAAUAAACUUUGUAUAAAAGUGAUCAAUUAUUGUUCAGUACUUAAUUGUUUAACUGUCUAAUUCCACUGUUCUUGUGGACUGCCUA